UAUUUUAGAUAUUAUUUUCUUCUUCUUCUUCUUUUUCUUUUUCUUCUUCAUCUUCUUCUUUUUAAAUUUCUAAAAAUUUAACAUUUUCAUCACAAUGUAAAGAGAAAAUAUCACAAUAAGAUAAUUCAAAUAAAUAAAUUUAACUAAGUAAAGGAGGAAGAUCUUAUUUAGGUUUUCCAUUUUUUUUUUUUGCUAAAAAUAAAUUCCAAUUAUUUUCUGUAUUUAUUUUCAAUUUAUGCUAUUUUAACAUUUAGUCAAAGGAAAUUAUAGAGUUUUUUAUUAUUUCUUCAACUUUUACAUUUAAAUAUUUUUCGUUUAUUUUUAAAAGUUCAGAUUAAAAAUCAAAUUUUAUAUUUAAAUAAAUUAAUAUUUCUCUAUUUUAAUUUAAAAUUUAUUAAUCAGGUGUUUAAAUUUAUUUUAGGCUAUUUAAUUUUACUAAAAAUUCAGAUAUUUCAGUUUUAGUUUAUGGGUAUAAUAUAUAUGAUUAAGAAA
This is a messenger RNA of Ichthyophthirius multifiliis, 492 nucleotides long. RefSeq lists its product as hypothetical. The transcript has a single exon. The record is from RefSeq and is a predicted model, not a curated record. NCBI's taxonomy places the organism in Eukaryota, Ciliophora, Oligohymenophorea, Hymenostomatida.